This is a messenger RNA of Capra hircus (goat), 4527 nucleotides long. RefSeq lists its product as uncharacterized. Lineage: Eukaryota; Metazoa; Chordata; Mammalia; Artiodactyla; Bovidae. The record is from RefSeq and is a predicted model, not a curated record. Gene Ontology annotation, molecular function: aspartic-type endopeptidase activity; nucleic acid binding; RNA-DNA hybrid ribonuclease activity. Gene Ontology annotation, biological process: virion assembly; proteolysis; DNA integration.
AUGGCCAAAGAGAAAGCCUGCAGUCAAGGUGUCACAGGUGCUCAAAGAAGCAGUUUUGGGCUCAUAGGGAGGGUGAGGGGUCAGCACUACCUCAGCUACAGAAGUGAACAGAACGGCUGGUCAGAACAGUUCACAGUGGGACAAAGGCCAGGAAUUUCUCUUGUCCUUUUGGAAGCAAGUGAUUCAGUUGAAAACAAAUUGUUUGCAGAUCAAAAUCGGAAGGGUCUAAAGGACAAACUGGUCAGAAAUAGGCAUAUCCCGUUAGCAAUUUUGGUCUUUUCUCUAAGUGCUAACACGGAGUCUAUCCUUUUUACUCAUAAUCCCACUUGGGAUGAUUGUCAGCAACUGUUACAGGUGCUUUUCACUACAGAAGAGCGAGAGCGGAUCCUGUCAGAAGCUCAAAAGAAUGUGCCAGGGGUGGAUGGGAGGCCCACAAUACAGUCUAACCUCAUUGAGGAGGGGUUCCCCUUGGUGCGACCCAACUGGGACUUCGAACGCGCUGAAGGUAGGGAGCGUCUCCGGGUAAACCGUCAGACUCUUAUGGCUGGCCUUAGAACGGCCGCCAGAAAGCCGACUAAUUUGGCCAAAAUAAAUUCAGUGAGGCAGGAACCAAAUGAGAGCCCAGCAGCCUUCCUUGAAAGGAUAAUGAAAGCUUUUAGACAGUAUACCCCUAUGGACCCACAAGCAGAUGAGUCACGAGCGGCAGUUAUGUUAGCAUUUGUAAAUCAAGCAGCACCCGAUAUUAGAAAAAAAUUACAAAAGAUAGAGAGGUUAAAUGAACAAUCCUUGCAAGAUCUAGUGAGGGCAGCCGAGAGAGUUUUUAAUCAUAGAGAGACCCCAGAAGAGAGAGAGGACCGCAUUAGAAGAGAAGAAAGAGAAUUUAGAGCUGAAGAAAACCGUAAAAAUCAAAAAGAGCUGGACCAGAUAUUUUUUGCUGGGGUUGAAAACAAAAACAGGUUCCAGAAAGGGAAAAAAUUGGACUCAAAAACUGAAGAAAAAACGACAAGGCGUAAGCUUGAGAAAAACCAAUAUGCGUUUUGUAAAGAGUUUGGACAUUGGAAAGAUAAAUGCCCCAAGAAAAAUCUAAAAGAGGAGCCCAAGAACCCCAAAAACGAGACUCCCUCUCCAGACAGUCAUAUCCUCUACGCGGGUGAGGAUAGGGACUAGGGGGGUCAGGGCUCGAAGCCCCUCCCCGAGUCCUGGGUAACUAUAAAUGUGGAGGGGAAACCGAUUGGCUUCAUGGUGGACACGGGAGCCCAAUACUCAGUCUUAAACCAAAAAGAUGAACCCAUGUCUAAGAAAAGUAGCUGGGUGCAGGGAGCAACCGGGACUAAACGGUAUGGAUGGACUACAAAACGGCAUGUGAACUUGGGGGCCCACCAGGUGACCCAUUCUUUUCUGGUGAUACCUGAGUGUCCAGCGCCCUUGUUGGGAAGGGAUUUACUGUCUAAAGUAAAUGCCCAAAUUCAUUUCGACCACAGACAAGUGUCGGUUUUAGAUGGGACCGGGCAUCCUCUUCAGGUCUUGUCUCUGGCAUUAAAAGAUGAAUACAGACUCUACUUGCCAGAGGCCCCAGCGACAAUAGGCCCCGAAGUACAACCAUGGGUUCAAAGAUACCCUCAGGCCUGGGCUGAAACUGCAGAAAUGGGACUAGCCAAACAGAGGCCCCCUAUCAUUGUGGAACUGAAAGCCAGUGCUUCCCCAGUCAGGGUACGACAGUAUCCCAUGAGUCAGGAGGCUCGACAAGGAAUUACUCCUCAUAUACAAUGCCUCAUAGACACUGGGGUCCUGAAAAGUUGCCGGUCCCCAUGGAACACUCCCCUGUUGCCUGUAAAAAAGCCUGGGGGAACUGAUUUUAGACUGGUUCAAGAUCUAUGAGAAGUCAACAAACGGGUGAAUGAUAUUCAUCCUAUGGUUCCUAACCCUUAUACAUUGCUAAGCAACUUGCCUCCAAACUACAUUUGGUACACUGUUUUAGAUUUAAAAGAUGCCUUUUUUAGUUUGCCUCUUGCCCCCGCAAGCCAAGAGAUCUUUGCCUUCGAAUGGCAGGAAGACGGUGGUCAGACCUCUGUGCAGCUGACAUGGACUCGCUUACCACAGAGUUUCAAAAACUCACCCACGUUAUUUAAUGAGGCCCUGGACGAAGACCUCCAUGAGUAUCGGGUUGAACACCUUACCAUUGUUUUAUUACAAUAUGUUGAUGACCUUAUGCUGGCGGCGGCUACAGAGAAAGAGUGCCAAGAGGCAACAGGUGACCUUCUGCAAACCUUGGGGACUUUAGGUUACCGGGCUAGUGCCAAAAAGGCCCAGAUUGCCAAACGAGAGGUUACAUAUCUUGGUUAUAAGAUAAAACAGGGCCAGAGGUGGCUAACACAGGCUAUGAAAGAAACCAUCCUCCAGAUCCCUGAGCUGGCUAACCCUAGACAAGUGAGAGAAUUUCUGGGAACGGUGGGAUAUUGCCGGUUAUGGAUCUUGGGGUUUGCAGAAAAGGCCAGGCCCCUAUAUGAGGGGAACAAAGAAAACAAGGACUGGAAAUGGACUGAGCCAAUGAAAGAGGCCUUCCAAGAGCUCAGGCGAGCCUUGCUAGAGGCUCCUGCCCUUGCCCUCCCUGAUCCAUCUAAGCCUUUCCAAUUAUUUGUAGAUGAAAAGCGGGGGAUAGGAAAAGGGGUACUAACACAGAGAUGGGGACCAUGGAAGCGACCUGUAGCUUACCUUUCCAAGAGACUGGACCCAGUGGCAGCCGGAUGGCCACCUUGCCUCCGUAUCAUCGCGGCCACCGCGCUCUUAGUCCACGAUGCUGAUAAACUGACUUAUGGACAGAGAGUCUUGGUCUAUACUCCUCAUGCCAUAGAGAGAGUUUUAAAGCAACCCCCAGGUAAAUGGAUUUCUAAUGCCCACUUGACGCACUACCAGGCCUUGCUACUUGACACCCCACAGAUUCAUUUCCAAACGCCCUGCACUCUAAAUCUGGCCACUCUUUUGGCCAAUCCGGGGGAAAAUAGCCCCCUCCAUGACUGUGAUGAGAUACUGGCCGGGGUAACAGCAAUGCGAAAGGACUUAACCGAUACUCCACUGGAUAACAGUGAGCUAAGAUGGUUCACAGACGGCAGCAGUUAUGUAAAAGAUGGACAGAGACGGGCGGGAGCCGCAGUAGUAGAUGUCUCUGGACGGACGAUAUGGGCAGAGGCCCUUCCCCUGGAUACCUCAGCACAAAAGGCAGAGUUAAUUGCCCUGAUUCAAGCAUUAGAGAGAGCCAAAGGAAAAAGAAUAACUAUUUUCACUGACAGUCGCUAUGCUUUUGGCACGGUACACAUCCAGGGCCUGAUAUAUCGGGAACGGGGGUUUUUGACAGCUGAAGGAAAAGAAAUUAAAAACUUGCCUGAAAUCCGUAGACUUUUAGAGGCUGUACAGAUGCCUCGGGCUGUGUCAAUAGUACACGUACCUGGACAUCAGAAGGGUGACAGCCCCACGGCACGAGGGAAUCGUGCCACAGACCUGGCAGCUCGAAAAAUCCAAAAACACACCAACCUUCAAAAAGAUAAAGAUGGAUGGUACCGAGACUCAGACGGCUACUUGAUACUCCCUGCUCAGUUGGGACAGCAACUAUGUGAGCAUUUGCACUUGUCUACUCAUCUGGGAGAAGAUCUGAUGCUCUUUCAAACUGCGUGCCUGCGAUUUCCCCAGCACCAGACAACUGUAAAGAACAUAGUGCAUGCUUGUAAGGCGUGUCAACAGAUAAGGCCAGGAAAAGGACAACAUGCAGGACUGAGGUAUUGGGGAGAAGGACCAGGGCAACACUGGGAAAUAGAUUUCACCGAGGUAAGGCCAGGCAAGUAUGGUUACCGGUACUUGUUAGUGUUGGUGGAUACCUUCUCAGGGUGGGUGGAGGCUUUUCCUACAAAGGGAGAAACCGCGAUGAUAGUGGCAAAAAAGAUUUUAGAAGAAAUAGUUCCCAGGUUUGGCCUGCCAGUGACCAUGGGCUCUGAUAAUGGACCUGCCUUUGUGAGUCAAAUAGUUCAGAGCCUUGCCCUAGCCCUGGGGACUAAAUGGAAGUUACAUUGUGAAUACAGUCCACAGAGCUCAGGGCAAGUAGAAAAAAUGAAUCUGACUCUAAAAGAAACUUUAACUAAAUUGGCUAUAGAGACUGGCAGGGACUGGGUGACCCUCCUUCCCUUCUCCCUCUUCCGUGCGCGUAAUACUCCUUAUCAACUUAAUCUGACCCCAUUUGAGAUUCUGUAUGGGAGACCUCCCCCAUAUGUCCAGUUGGGGCAACUCCAAGAGGCCUUGAUGGCUUUAAGCAAGGUGCACUCUCGUGUCUGGAAACUGCUCCAGGAAAUACAUGUGGGUCAAAAUAAGGGAACUAUUCCCUCACAUGACAUUGGCCCAGGAGACUGGGUGUGGGUCAAAAGGCACCAAACCAAGGCACUAGAACCCAAAUGGAAGGGUCCUUAUGUUGUUCUUCUUACCACCCCAACUGCCCUAAAGGUUGACGGUAUCGGGCCUUGGGUGCAUUGCAACCACGUACGC